Solanum dulcamara is the source of this 1410-nucleotide messenger RNA. RefSeq names its product chaperone protein dnaJ C76, chloroplastic. The transcript is spliced from 7 exons. The coding region runs from base 64 to 879 and encodes 271 amino acids. Lineage: Eukaryota; Viridiplantae; Streptophyta; Magnoliopsida; Solanales; Solanaceae. The record is from RefSeq and is a predicted model, not a curated record.
ACCCAAAAUAUCUUACUUUAGCCCUCUGUUGCCUUUUUUUUUUUUUCUCAAUGAUGAAGAAAGAUGGAAUGCUCAUCUCUGUACAACAAAAAUUCUGUGAUUGGAACUUCAGCUUUCUUUCCAAGAACCCCUGAGAAAAUUAACCUACACACUUUUCCAUCAACCUGUACUUUUCCAUUAAAUUCUACAAACCCCUUUGCUACCCUUUCUUUUACUAAUACAGUGAAGUGUUAUGGUCAGAAUUAUGGGGAUGAAGAACCCCUCUCUGCUUCUCUGGCAUAUGAUGUUCUCGGUGUUGCUCCUAAUUGCUCUGCAGAUGACCUGAAAUCUGCUUUCAGGAAUAAGGUUAAGAAGUUUCAUCCUGAUGUAAGGAGAGGUGGCAAUAGUUCAGAUAAAAUAAUUCGCAGAGUCAUUCGAGCCUAUGAGAUGUUGUCCAACUUUACGAAGUCAGAGAUCAUUGAAAGGGAAUGCUUAGAUCCAUUUGAUCAGCCAGAAUGUGAAGCAUUUGAUCUCUUUGUUAAUGAGACUGUUUGUAUUGGAAAAGGUUGUCCAUUUUCAUGUGUUAAGAAAGCACCUCACGCAUUCACUUUUUCCUCGCUGACAGGAACUGCGCGAGCAACUUCUCAAGGACAUGGUGAAGAUUAUCAAGUCCAGCUUGCAGCUGGUCAAUGCCCCAGGAGUUGCAUACAUUAUGUUACACCUUCUCAAAGAAUAGUUCUUGAAGAGCUACUUGGCAGCAUCAUGAACACACCUUAUGAUACAUCAGCAGAAGCAGACUUGCUUUAUUCGCUAAUUGUAAAAGCCCGUUUUGAGAAUAAUCGCUACCAGAAGCCCAAGAAGCAACCUAAGGCCUCAACUAAGCAUGUAGACUGGUUCUAAAUGUUGAAAUGGCUCCUAAGAGAACACCUUGUGUUCCAAACAUAGCAUGUGAGCUUUGAUGAAGACUUGCAUCACUAUUUGUUUUCUCGUGGAUCGAUUGCUCAUUUGCUUCUUCAUUUGGGCAUGAAGUAUUCGGUGAGCCCUUGGAAGUUGAACAUAGACUACCACUUCAAAGGCUAUGCUAUGCUGAAGUUAUCUCAUGGAUAAUUAUGGAAAAUGUUAUAUCAGUCAGACUGUCACCCUUAAAUGGUCUAACACUCUGCAGCAUAUGACAUGCUGGGGAUAUGAACCACAUGUGAUGCCGCAACUGACUGUCUGACUAUUGGGUGAUAUGAGAUCGAUGUAAAUAUGGAAAGUUACGGAUCGAAUAAGGAAAAUUCACUGUUACAUAAAUUAUUCGUACAUAUCAAUGUAUUUUAAACUGUUGUAACAGGCAACCUUCUUUUCUAGUUCACUAAUUCUAUAUUUUAUGGAUGAUUAUUUGUAGUUAUCUUUUAAGUGACUUGAUAAUCUGACAAAUAUUUUGCUCUA